AGCCAAGGCGAUAAACUUCAACCGGCCACAAGAGUGUGCAUGUGAGGUGACUGCAUUUUUUUUUCCUGCCAAACCAGAAUUAGCCGGUAUAGGAAUGAACAAGCCUGAAGAUCUGAAAUUGUACCGAUUGGAAGGCAGCCCAGGUUAGGUGCCGGCACCUCCAAACGCACCCUUUUUAAGGCCACCCGGACCGAGGCGUCGGGCUUUAGGCCCCACAAGCCGCGCGCCCGGCCUGGCAGGGAGCGGCGGAGUAGCCGGGAGCCCCGCGCGGAGCGCGCGGAACCCGGCGGGGAGCCGAGCCGCGGGCACCGCAUCUCCAGGAUGAUCCGCGACAUCGCAGCAGAUCCCCACGCCCCGCCGCUCAGUCGGCUGCGAGCAGAGCAGCAAUUUCGGGGAUCCGGGCCGGGAGCCCAGUGAGGCCGCAGCCCCGCCGGCCGCGGGCGAAAAAUCUUGGAAAAUGUAUACAAGUCACGAAGAUAUUGGGUAUGACUUUGAAGAUGAUCCCAAAGACAAGAAGACACUUAAGGUCAACCCAAACAUUGAUGGCGGAUGGGCUUGGAUGAUGGUCCUUUCCUCUUUUUUUGUGCACAUCCUCAUCAUGGGCUCCCAGAUGGCCCUGGGUGUCCUCAACGUGGAAUGGCUUGAAGAAUUCCACCAGAGCCGUGGCUUGACUGCAUGGGUCAGCUCCCUCAGCAUGGGCAUCACCUUGAUUGUGGGACCUUUCAUCGGGUUAUUCAUUAACACUUGUGGAUGCCGUCGGACAGCAAUCAUUGGAGGGCUCGUCAACUCCCUGGGCUGGGUGUUGAGUGCUUACGCUGCAAGCGUGCAUUACCUCUUCAUUACCUUUGGAGUGGCAGCAGGCCUGGGCAGCGGCAUGGCCUACCUGCCGGCCGUGGUCAUGGUGGGGAGGUAUUUCCAGAAGAGACGCGCCCUGGCCCAGGGCCUCAGCACCACCGGGACGGGGUUCGGCACGUUCCUCAUGACCUUGCUGCUGAAGCACCUCUGCGCGGAGUACGGCUGGCGUAACGCCAUGUUCAUCCAAGGCGCGGUGUCCUUGAACCUGUGCGUCUGCGGGGCGCUCAUGCGGCCCCUCUCGCCCGGGAAGGGCCGAGACCACCCGGGAGGGGAAGAUCUGCGCGUCCGCGCGGCGCACUCGACCGAGUCGGUGAAGUCGGAUGGACAGCCGGGCAGGGCCGAGGAGAAGGGUGGCGGGCCCGGGAGCGAAGAGACCCCCUGUGACCCUCCCGCCCAGGCGCGCCCCGAUCGGGCGCGGCUCGGGAAGAGCGUGUGCGCCCUCCGGGUGCUGAAGGCCGUCAGCCAGAUCACCGUGAGGGUCCGGAAGGGCUUCCGGGACUGGUACGCGGGCUAUUUUGGGACAGCCUCGCUCUUUAGCAACCGGAUGUUUGUGGCCUUUAUUUUCUGGGCUCUGUUUGCGUACAGCAGCUUUGUCAUCCCCUUCAUUCACCUCCCGGAAAUAGUCAACUUGUAUAAUUUGUCGGAGCAGAACGAUGUCUUCCCUCUGACCUCAAUUAUAGCAAUACUUCACAUCUUUGGAAAAGUGAUCCUGGGCAUCGUGGCCGACUUACCUGGCAUCACCGUGUGGAAUGUCUUCCUGAUGGCCAACUUCACCCUCGUCCUUAGUAUUUUUAUUCUGCCGUUGAUGCACACGUAUGCUGGCCUGGCCGUCAUCUGCGCGUUGAUCGGGUUUUCCAGUGGUUAUUUCUCCCUGAUGCCGGUGGUGACGGAAGACUUGGUUGGCAUCGAGCACCUGGCCAACGCCUACGGCAUCAUCAUCUGUGCUAACGGCAUCUCUGCGCUGCUGGGACCGCCUUUUGCAGGGUGGAUCUACGACAUCACACAAAAAUAUGAUUUUUCCUUCUAUAUAUGUGGUUUGCUCUACAUGGUAGGAAUACUCUUUUUACUCAUUCAACCGUGCAUUCGAAUUAUAGAACAAUCUAGAAGAAAAUACAUGGAUGGUGCACAUGUUUAGUGUCAUGUAACAUUUUGUGUCAGAUUUCAUUGUGAUACUCAUGCCUACCUCACAUGGUUGCUGUGAGGCGCCUAUGACAAGACAUGGGAAGGCACUCUGUACAGUAACUGGCACUGUCAUUUGUAAACGCCGUUGUCAUGGCCUCAUUUGUAAGCAGUGUUAAAUAUUUUUAAUGGUGCUAUAGCAAUGCAUUUGGAUGCUCACACUGCUGGUUGUAUAUCGUAAAUACAAACUUUUUAUCCAAUGACCAGGCUUUAAUUGCAUCCAAGUUAGACCUGCUCACGUUCAGUUUGUACAGUUGUUUGUUGACUUACUCUAUCUUUGGAAGUUGUGACUUCUACCAGAUGGGUAGCAUUGCCCAUUUUACAAAAAUAGAGUGAGACCUGCUUGCAAUAUUCACGUUGACAACGAAUAUAAGAGACUAUUAUAAAGAAGUAUAGCAAACAUGUCCUGUUUAUGUUAUUGUUCAGUUAUUUGAUAUUAUAAAAGGUUAAUUGUAUAUUUGUAUUAUGUGCUUUAUUGUUUUCUUCUCAUGUAUCUGAGUGUUCUUUAUUUACAUACAACUAAAUAAAGUUUGUCUCCUCAAAAGAU
Molecule: messenger RNA, 2581 nt
Organism: Carlito syrichta (Philippine tarsier)
Lineage: Eukaryota; Metazoa; Chordata; Mammalia; Primates; Tarsiidae
Gene: SLC16A14
Product: solute carrier family 16 member 14
Exons: 6
Coding region: 458-1990 (510 amino acids)
Biological process (GO): transmembrane transport; monocarboxylic acid transport
Molecular function (GO): monocarboxylic acid transmembrane transporter activity
Source: RefSeq, a predicted model, not a curated record